This is a messenger RNA of Gastrolobium bilobum, 1886 nucleotides long. RefSeq names its product glucan endo-1,3-beta-glucosidase 4-like. Gene Ontology annotation, biological process: carbohydrate metabolic process. Gene Ontology annotation, molecular function: hydrolase activity, hydrolyzing O-glycosyl compounds. Gene Ontology annotation, cellular component: plasma membrane. Lineage: Eukaryota; Viridiplantae; Streptophyta; Magnoliopsida; Fabales; Fabaceae. The coding region runs from base 196 to 1689 and encodes 497 amino acids. The record is from RefSeq and is a predicted model, not a curated record. The transcript is spliced from 5 exons.
ACUUUGAAUUGAAUGGUUGCAGGGUUUUAGUUUCAGGUGAAGUGAGUGUUCUGUUGUGUCCCAACUCUUGACUAGUAUUUUACUUUACUCAGAAGAGUAGCUUGUGAACAGUAACUCUUGCAGGGUUUUCAGAUCAGUUUGAUAGCGAAGGCUUUGCCUGGCAGCUAUAUUGGGCUGAAUUUGCUGACUGAGGUGAUGUUGGAUGUGAUGAAGCUUAAAAGAUGGCUCGCAAGUGUUUUGUUGCUCACUAUUGUUAUGCUAACCUCCUCUACAUUAGGUGCAUUUGUGGGGGUAAACAUUGGCACUGAUGUUUCUGAUCUGCCAUCUGCUUCAAAUGUGGUUGCUAUUCUAAAAGCCAAUCAAAUUACUCACGUGCGUCUGUAUGAUGCGAAUGUGCACUUACUACAAGCCCUUUCAAACUCUAGUAUUGAAGUAAUUGUUGGUGUCACCAAUGAGGAGGUACUGAGGAUUGGAGAAUCACCAUCAGCAGCUGCAGCCUGGGUUAAUAAAAAUGUAGUUGCCUAUGUGCCAUCCACCAACAUCACAGCAAUUGCAGUUGGCAGUGAGGUUCUUUCCACUAUCCCAAAUGUUGCUCCUGUUUUGGUUCCUGCCAUGAAUUCUCUUCACAAAGCCCUUGUUGCUGCAAACCUUAAUUUACGGGUCAAAGUUUCAACUCCCCAGUCUAUGGAUAUUAUCCCUAGGCCUUUUCCUCCUUCUACUGCCACCUUUAACUCGUCAUGGAACUCGACUAUCUACCAACUCCUUCAGUUUUUGAAGAACACAAACUCCUCCUACAUGUUAAAUGCAUACCCCUACUAUGGAUACACUAAAGGAAAUGGCAUUUUCCCUAUUGAAUAUGCCCUUUUCCGACCUCUUCCUUCAGUGAAGCAAAUUGUUGACCCGAACACUCUAUUCCAUUAUAACAGUAUGUUUGAUGCUAUGGUGGAUGCCACCUAUUACUCUAUAGAAGCCUUAAAUUUCAAUGGUAUACCCAUUGUUGUCACAGAGACUGGCUGGCCAUCGUUUGGUGGAGCAAAUGAACCAGAUGCUACUGCCGAAAAUGCUGAGACCUACAAUAAUAAUAUGAUUCGGCGAGUUCUAAAUGAUUCAGGUCCGCCUAGUCAGCCAAACAUUGCCAUUAAUACAUACAUAUAUGAAUUGUUUAAUGAAGACAAGAGAAAUGGGCCUAUAUCAGAAAAAAAUUGGGGCAUCUUUUAUACUAAUGGAAGUACUGUUUAUCCUUUGAGCUUUAGUGCUUCUGGAAUUUCUUCAGCUGUUUAUUGUGUGGCUAAAGAUGGAGCAGACUCUGAUAAGCUGCAAGCUGGCCUGAGCUGGGCUUGUGGACAUGGCGGAGCAAACUGUGCUGCUAUUCAACCAGGGAAGCCAUGCUAUCUCCCCAAUAAUCUGAAAAGCCAUGCCUCUUUUGCUUAUAAUGAUUAUUAUCAGAAAAAGCAUAGUACGGGUGGAACAUGUGACUUUGAUGGUACUGCAACAAUCACUUCCCAGGAUCCUAGUUAUGGAUCAUGUAUAUUCACCGGAAGUUCUAACUCAAGCACCGGUGGAAUGAGUUUAGCACCUACGGCACUGGGACCUUCAAGUCCCUUUGGAGCAAGUACGAACCUGCAAGUGUCUAGCCUCCAGUAUUUGAUAUGUGCUGUUGGUGUAAUUUUUGCUGUGGUAGUGUUAUGACCAAAAGGUCGAUGAACUUUAGAUUGCAAUUCAAUGAUUCGUGGAAUGUAGUUUUCAUUGGUUUUGAUUGUUACUUUUCUUUAGUUCAUUUUAUUCUUCAUACCUAUGUCCCAUCUUGUGCAUUUGGGGUCUUUGUAAUCUAUCCUUUAAGAUAGAGGGUAGCGGCUUAAAUUUAGUUAGAGGAGACUAACCCAAGA